This is a messenger RNA of Erigeron canadensis, 678 nucleotides long. Its product is annotated as G-type lectin S-receptor-like serine/threonine-protein kinase SD1-1. NCBI's taxonomy places the organism in Eukaryota, Viridiplantae, Streptophyta, Magnoliopsida, Asterales, Asteraceae. Gene Ontology annotation, biological process: protein phosphorylation. The record is from RefSeq and is a predicted model, not a curated record. Gene Ontology annotation, molecular function: ATP binding; protein kinase activity. Bases 1 to 663 code for a protein of 220 amino acids. The transcript is spliced from 3 exons.
AUGCUUGAGUGGCCUCAGCGUUUUCGCAUCAUCCAUGGUAUGGCUCGUGGUAUCCUAUACCUACAUCAAGAUUCCAGACUUCAAAUCAUCCACAGAGAUCUCAAGGCAAGUAAUAUCCUGUUGGAUGCUGAAAUGAACCCAAAAAUAUCUGACUUUGGUCUUGCUAGAAAGUUUGUAGGGUCCGACACCGCCGCUAUGACAAAGAAAGUGGUAGGAACAUAUGGUUACAUUUCUCCAGAGUAUGCAGUACAUGGACGAUUUUCUGUAAAGUCUGAUGUAUUUAGCUUUGGUGUUCUAGUGAUGGAAAUAGUGAGUGGUAAGAAAAACAGAGGAUUCUUUCAUGAAGAUCACAGUGACAACCUUCUCGAAUUCGCAUGGAGACUCUUCCAAGAAGGCAGGCCCGUUGAGCUAAUGAGUACAUCUUUACACGACUCGUGUAUUGUCUCAGAGGUGUUACGGUCAAUACAUGUAGCACUGUUAUGUGUGCAGAAUUAUGCAAAAGAUAGGCCAACUAUGUUGUCAGUGGUUUUGAUGCUAGUGAGCGAUGGUGUGUUGCCUCAACCUAAACCCCCUGCUUUUUAUACUGGAGAGAGCAGUAGCCAGGUUGAGAAGACCGUUUCAUCGGUUAAUGAGAACAUGAUAACACUAGUUUAUGCUCGUUAGGAAACAAAGCAAAAG